Messenger RNA from Darwinula stevensoni, 493 nucleotides. NCBI's taxonomy places the organism in Eukaryota, Metazoa, Arthropoda, Ostracoda, Podocopida, Darwinulidae. The record is from the annotation of a GenBank genome assembly.
UACAGAACUGAAAUCAUAUCGGUUUGAGCUGCUAGUCAAUCAACAAUUCACCAUUUCACUGUCGAACCAAGAAAGCUCGGAAUUUCGUCGCUUGGCCGACGAAAUGGAGUCGGCUCUUCGAGAUCUCUUCUUCUCCCUUCCGGGGAAAGCCACCUGCACUCUUCGCAGGAUCGAGAAUGUGGUGGAGGUGUCGCGCAAGAAUUAUUGUCGAGCGACGAUUGAUAUUCUGACGGGGGCGGAUAAGGAGACCCUGAGCCGAUCAGUAAGAAGUAUCGUCAAUGCCGGCGUCGUCGGUAGGUACAACGUGAAGGAGGAAAGCUCUGGUCUCAACCUCAGAGACAUUCAACCGCCACAAGGAAGCUGUGGAAAUGACUUCGUCUGCGACACAGGAGAAUGCGUGUCGGUGUCACUCCGAUGCAACGGCGCGAGGGACUGCACCGACGGCAGCGAUGAAUUCGGCUGUAGCACCCUGGGUAAGUCUUGUCGUUUCGGA